AUGGCGUCCAUGCAGGCUAUGUUGAAGACCAUUCCAGGGGGGGCGGGGGACGGCCGAGGGCCCCGGAAGGACCACCUGCGCGGAGGAGCGCGCCCCGGCCCGCGGCUGCCCCGCAGCGAGCCCUGCCUACCGCCACCCCGCCCCGGCCCCGAGACCCGGCCGCCCCUCCCGCCCUCGGGGAGAUGCUCCGGCCCCUGGUCUCGCGGGAUCUCGCGCCCAUCCAACCCCCGCGGGAAUACCGCCCGGCCUGGGUCCAGACCCAGGAACUCGGGGCGGGGCGGGGUCGGCAGGGGCGGGCGGGGGCGGGGCCAGGCCGGGGAGGCGGGGCGAGCGCGCGGCGCGGAGGGGCGGGGCUGGCGGGACCUGUGGAUCGCAGGUGUCAGCGCCCGGACAGGCCCGGGGGCGUCGGCGUGUGCGCAUGCUCCGUGCGCGGGGUCGCGCUCCGAGCGGCGGAGUCCGGCUGCUCGAGCUCCAGUGCCCCGCGCGCUCCGGGGCGGCGUUGGCGGUGUUGGCGGCGGUCGGCGUGCCAGCCCGGUGUCGGCGGGAGGGAGCAGCGCCGGGCCGGCGGGAGGGAGCCCCGCGGGGCAGGCAGGGCCGAGCGCAGAGGUGCCUCUCGGCCACACGGACACGGAGCGUGGAGUCGCCCCUGACAGCGUCACCGGAGAGGGGCCGCCUUUCUUGGGGAGAGACCGCCAGGAAGACAGCGGCCGGAGGACCAGUUACACGCCAGGGACAAGACUGAUGGCCGGAGCUUGAAAGACAAUGACUUUUCCACCGACGUUACUUUCAGCAGCUUGGGAAAGCUCUUUCACUUCAGUCUGUACAAAUCUCUUCUAAAAUUUAACACGUAAAAGUCUUUGAGGCCGUGUCUCAAAUGGCCGCCUCUGGUUUCCCACACCGGACGUUCCCGCACCCUGUUCUCACGUGAUGAAGCCCCCAGUGCAGCUGGCCUG
Messenger RNA from Phyllostomus discolor (pale spear-nosed bat), 953 nucleotides. RefSeq names its product collagen alpha-1(I) chain-like. NCBI's taxonomy places the organism in Eukaryota, Metazoa, Chordata, Mammalia, Chiroptera, Phyllostomidae. The transcript has 3 exons. The record is from RefSeq and is a predicted model, not a curated record. The coding region runs from base 1 to 756 and encodes 251 amino acids.